Molecule: messenger RNA, 733 nt
Organism: Sphaeroforma arctica JP610
Lineage: Eukaryota; Ichthyosporea; Ichthyophonida
Exons: 3
Coding region: 1-630 (209 amino acids)
Molecular function (GO): protein binding
Source: RefSeq, a predicted model, not a curated record
AUGGCGUCUGUGCAAGCCCAUAACUGCAAUGAGGCGACUGGCCAUCAAUCGAGGAGAUUAGACUGCCUAGUGCGGCUGGUCAAAUUAGGGGCAGAUCCGGCCCUCCGUGACGGAUACGGGUGCACACCUUUGCACUACAGUGUGUGGUGUGGGAUGGCCAAUGAGAUGCUGUUCCUUUUGCAUGUUGCACCAGAAUUGCUCACUAUGGCCGAUGAAAGGGGCAAUACACCCCUGCAUUACGCUGCCUUUACUGUAUCGCUCCGAAUGGAGGAUGGUAAGCGUCCACUUGAUCUGGCACGUGCUGUUGGCUUUGUCGAAGGUGCUGCUGAGUUGGGAUCACACACCGGUGUGCCGACCUUGAAGCGUCUGGCCAUGCAGCGUGCCACCUCUCUGAACUCAUUAUCACUGACCAGAAACCUUGAGAGCCAAUGGGAUCGAAGCGAAAGCGAUGUUGCUAAUAGUACCCAAUCAGCGCUGUCGAAUUCGGUCAUGGCUGGGUCCGUUGACACGCAGAGUGAUUGGCUUCAGUUGUUGGUGGGUACUGAAGAUCUGGGUGAUGUGUUUGGCUUCGGAGUUGAGUGUUGUCAGUGUUGUAUAAGUCGUGAAACCAAUUUAUACCGUUACGCUUAACAUGUAACGUAAAUGAAAGCUUGCAGGACUUACUAUAAUAAAGAAAACAAAAUGGCGAAAUCUAAACCAUUACACCUGGUAUCUAACGCAAAUGAAAGCAUGC